Molecule: messenger RNA, 1003 nt
Organism: Cutaneotrichosporon oleaginosum
Lineage: Eukaryota; Fungi; Basidiomycota; Tremellomycetes; Trichosporonales; Trichosporonaceae
Source: RefSeq, a predicted model, not a curated record
GCUUCGCGCUUGCUUUUAUGCACUCUCUCGCUCGUCUCUCCACAUCCACUCUCACAAUGGCACCCUCCAAAGUUCUUGUCGGCGUCAUCGGCGGCUCCGGCCUCUACCACCUCGACAACCUGACCUUUGUGAAGAAGGUCGACGUGACGACGCCAUGGGGCAAGCCCUCGUCGCCCAUCACAAUCUCUGCGCUCCCUAACGGUGCCGAGAUCGCCUUCAUCUCCCGCCACGGCCCCCACCACACCAUCACCCCCUCCGAGGUGCCUGUGCGCGCUAAUAUUGCCGCCCUCAAGUCCCUGGGCGUGCAGGCGAUUGUAGCGUUCAGCGCCGUCGGCUCGCUGCGCGAGGAGAUUGCCCCCGGCCACUUCGUCAUCCCCGACCAGAUCAUUGACCGCACCAAGGGCAUCCGCGCAGACACCUUCUUCCGUGGCGAGGGCGUGGUCGUGCACUCGAUGUUUGGUGACCCGUUCUCGGGCCAGCUCAACGCGUUCAUCAAGCCCCGUGUUGAGAAGAUCCUCGCCGAGCUCGGCGGCGGCGCCGCCCUCCACACCGGCAAGACGGUUGUCUGCAUGGAGGGGCCGGCGUUCUCCACGCGCGCAGAGAGCCUAAUGUACCGCCAGUGGGGUGGAGACAUCAUCAACAUGAGCGUCAUUCCUGAGGCAAAGCUUGCGCGCGAGUGUGAGAUUGACUACUCCCUCAUCUGCACGGCGACCGACUACGACGCGUGGCGUGUCGGAGAGGCCCCUGUCACGGUCGAGGAGGUCGUCAAGACGCUCCACACGAACGCAGGCAACUCGCGUGCCGUCGCCGCGGGUAUUCUCGAGGAGGUCUACGCGCACGUCUCGGCCGGCGAGCUCACUGAGAUUGCGGGGUCGAUGAAGUUUGCAUGCAUCACGCGUGCGGAGUCCCAGCCCAAGGCUGCGCGCGAGAAGUUUGCUUUCAUCCUUCCAGAGUACUUUAGCUAGAUGGCUUGCGGAUGCACAUUGGCGCAUGGGGAUUGGCA